Tuber aestivum (summer truffle) is the source of this 1890-nucleotide messenger RNA. NCBI's taxonomy places the organism in Eukaryota, Fungi, Ascomycota, Pezizomycetes, Pezizales, Tuberaceae. The record is from the annotation of a GenBank genome assembly.
AGCCUUUUCCAUCUCAUAUUUACGCCCACCGCUACAGAGAAACAACCAACUCGUCACUCACCAAUCAAAUAAGAAAAAUCCCAUCUCGCCGCUCAAGUUGUUUGCUUCCAUUUUGAACCUCAACCAUGGAGACUGUGGCCAACGCAGCAGCCGCCGCCGCAAACACUGUCCAGCGAGCCAUUUUCGGUAACAGAGCUGCACAUGAGGAGAGUAUUUCUCGUGACGGUGAUACCCAGCAUAUUGGCAGAAACACUGCGGGGGCUAACGCAGCCAUUGAUGAACCUCACCGCUCUCGCGAGACCGCAACCAACUCCAACCCUUUUCGCCAUUCCACAGGUGCACCAGAACCUGUCACCCCCUCCCCAUACAAUCAACGUGAUAAGGGCGGGCCGGGUGCCGGUCCUCCAGUUUAUAAUACCAAUUCCUCAGCUUUCAGCGAGCAUCUGCCCGAGGCCACAGACCAUAGCCCUCACAACACAGAUAAUGUCAGCACUCCCGGUGGGAAUGAUGCUUUGAAGGUCCAUCAUGGAGAUCUUGGGGACAGAAGCACUCGGGGAAAAACGGAGCUGAACACUGCUCUCGGGGAAACAGAGCCAAGAGGUCACGGCACGCACAGUCACUCGGCAUCACUAGGCGGGGCCGAGCCCAGAAGCAGGGAGGUCGGCAAUCAACCCUCUGGCUUGGGGAAGACUGAGCCUGGUAAGAUGGAGUUGGGAAGCAACGACCUCUCCACUGAUGGAGCUUCUUUCGGAAAGGGCGAGCAUAGCAGCACGGAUUUAGGAAAGACCGAAGGCAAACCGGAGUUUGGUAAAACUGAAUUUGCCGAGUCUGCGCAGGGCAAGACUGAACUUGGUAAUUUUUCCAACUAUUCAGCCAACCCCGAUCGUAAUACCGAUACAUCUGAUCCUCUCGCUAGCAAUCGCGGAAGAAAGGAGCCCGGAACCGGUCACGGAUCUAGAGCCUCCCACACACCUGACUUUGAUACUAGCCCUGACUCUGGGCUUAGUUCCGGUCUUACUGGCAAGUCCAGUUCUGCGAACGAGACCACCGGACAGUCACAUCUAUCUCAGCCUUCAACUGCUGCUUCAACCGCCAAUGCAGCUCCUGGAGGUGUGGCGGGAGUUAUUGGAGAUGGGCCGGGAGCAGCAGUCGAGCCUUCGGCCGGCGUUCACCCAAACUCCGGAGCUCGACCAACCCACAAACAACUGGGCGCUGACAAGCCCCUCGAGGAGCCCUAUAGUUCUGGCGAUGAUCCCAAUGCUGCUGCUUCCAAUGCGGGUGACCUGAAGCCCCUCGGCAGUGGCGUGAAGCUUGACAACGAAAGUCACGGCGAAGGAACCGGCGAAAAGUACGAGAGGUCCACUGGGCUAGCCGCUGAUGGUGGUGACUUUGAUGCUACCCGUCCUGGCGCUGGAAAGGAAGCAGAGUAAGUGGUUCAGCGUGUAUUCAAUUAGGAUUCAUUCUAAAGUUUCAAAAGCCGUCUUCUAGAAGAAAAGGGUAUUCAUAGAGCCGCGAAAGGUUCUACGAACCUAGAGGAGGAGAAGGCUAAGAAACGCCAUGGCGUCCAUCAAAAGGCCCCGGGUGAAUCUCAGGGACCUGAUGGUGAACAUAAGGGGCUCACGACAAAGAUCAAGGGUAGGUCGUCCUUUGCAUUGUAAGUUACUGCAGCCGAGGCAGCGCUAACGAUUUCCUCAGAGAAGCUUCACCUCGGCCACCAUUAAAUUAAUUGAACCUUUCGUUGGUGAAUAGGGGCGAUCGCUUGUUUUAUAUAUUUCUAAUGCCUUUUCCCUAUGUGCUUUUUCGGUUGUUAUUCCCACUGGUAACAUGUUGGUCGAGGUCUCGCUUUAGACAGGGUUUGAUGAGCGUUGUCUUGGAAGGAGCCGGAUUUGA